UCUUAUUUUAUUUUUUUUUAUGAAGGGGGCUUUUUUAUGUUGCUUCCUCCAGAAAUUCUUGAGGUUUCCUGAGAGAGUGUUUCAUACAACCAGGAGAGGGUUCAGUCUUCGUGUUUCCCCUUUGUGACGGCACGGUACAUUUCAUGCGAAAAGGGGGAGGAAGAAUCUCGGCUGCGCAGUUUCACCCCCUUUCUUUUUAAUGACUUUCCGUUUGAGUUGAAAGAAAUUGAUUUUGGCAAACAAAUCAUUAAUUGUAAAGCGUACAGUUCCUGUUUGCUAACACUGCCUGAAACAGCCCCUUUGCACGGAAAGCUCUUUAUAGGAAGGGGGAAAAAAAAUCCCCUUUCUGGAGAGAUUGCAAAAAGCUGUCCAAUUUCACACAGUAAAAAUCUUCCUGACUCAGUUUCUCGAUGGUAAUAGUUCUAGCUAAUAGCUUUAUAAGGUGUUAGGUAAAGCUCUUAAACCUUGGCAGGGCCUCCAGAGCUAGUAAACAAUUCAGCAGUUCUGAUUAAAUAUUUAUAUGCACCAACUUUUUAAAAAGAAGGAAAAAAAUAGCAUUUUUGUUGCAUGGUCACAUUCAGUUAAUAGUAGUAAUGCAAAGUUGCCUUAAUACAAAUACCACCAGUAGUCCAGAGUAUUAAGGUACAGAGGUUUUGACAGUGCAAAUGUUUAAAGCCAGGAUUUAGGGUUUUUUUUCUUUUAAACAGGGGAUGAAGGUGGGGAGGGUGGAGACUGUCCCGUACACAAUUUAAUGGGAAAUAGUGUCUUUUUAAAGAAAAUGCCAGAUCAUCUACAUGUAGAGUUUUUCAUUUUAGCAAAUAGUACAGUCUCCAGAUCUCCAUCUUAAAAGUAUUUCUGCUUUAGAUAGGCAUAUUGUAGGUGGUUAUCAGUCUAUUUAAAUAGUGUAAAUGUUCCAAAUCCUGGGCAGGUAUGGUACCAAGAGGGAAAGGAGCUGGAUGGGGUAUAAUUCAGGGUCACCAAAAAUUAGCACUGCUAAGUCUGAUUGUUCUGCAAUAGUUCACUGAUAAUUUGUGUGGUAAUUUAUUGUGUGUAACUACUCGGACAUCAAUAUUUGACUCCUUGUGUAUAUACAUUUACUUUUUUAGGUGAAAUUAGAUGCUACUGUGAUGCUGCACACUGUGUUGCAACUGGCUAUAUGUGCAAAUCUGAGCUCAGUGCCUGCUUCUCCAGACUGCUUGACCCUCAGAACACCAAUUCACCACUUACUCAUGGCUGCUUGGACUCUCUUGCAAGUACAGCAGACAUAUGCCAAACUAAACAGGCACAAAACCACUCUGGCACCACCAUGCCCACGUUGGAAUGCUGUCAUGAAGAUAUGUGCAAUUAUAGAGGACUGCAUGAUGUCCUGACUCCUCCCAAGGGUGAGACUUCAGGACAAGGAAGCAGAUAUCAACAUGACAACAGCAGAAAUCUUAUCACCAAGGUUCAGGAGUUGACCUCUUCAAAAGAAUUAUGGUUCAGGGCAGCCGUAAUUGCAGUUCCUAUAGCUGGCGGGCUAAUCUUGGUGCUGCUUAUCAUGCUGGCUUUGCGGAUGCUCAGGAGUGAAAACAAGAGACUGCAAGAUCAGCGGCAGCAAAUGCUCUCCCGUUUGCACUACAGUUUCCACGGACAUCAUUCGAAAAAAGGGCAGGUGGCAAAGCUAGACUUGGAAUGCAUGGUGCCCGUAACUGGUCAUGAGAACUGCUGCAUGACCUGUGAUAAAAUGAGACAGACAGACCUCAGCAAUGAUAAAAUUCUUUCACUGGUCCACUGGGGAAUGUACAGCGGACAUGGAAAGCUGGAAUUUGUAUGACCAAUUUUUUUUUUUUUUUUUUUUAUUUUUUUUUCUAAUCUGAGCUAACCUUACUAUGGGCCUUACUCUGGAAGGCCUUUGGGUUCUGCUGGACAGGAGCACUUUAUCUUAAAAAUGAAAACACUUAUUAAUCAUCUUUGAGAAACAAAGGACCUCUGGAAACAGAAUCUUGGAUAUUUCUUCUGAAGGAUUCCAAAAGUUGUCUUAUUUGCACAGAGUAAAAUACACUCAAAUGUAUUGUUUGCUUUAAAGUUAUGAAAGCAAAAAUUAGAAGUUGUAAACACUGUCACCAGGGUUAUCUGAGCUGUAGGGAGCUGAGAACUGAGUUAUAAUAAUAAACUGUAUGCAAGCUCCUAUGUUUCCUGACUUAUUGUAAAGGAUUUUUAAAUAUAUAUAUUUUGUCUGAAAACUUACUUGU
Messenger RNA from Alligator sinensis (Chinese alligator), 2231 nucleotides. RefSeq names its product BMP and activin membrane bound inhibitor (gene BAMBI). The transcript has 2 exons. Gene Ontology annotation, biological process: positive regulation of canonical Wnt signaling pathway; transforming growth factor beta receptor signaling pathway; negative regulation of transforming growth factor beta receptor signaling pathway. The record is from RefSeq and is a predicted model, not a curated record. Lineage: Eukaryota; Metazoa; Chordata; Crocodylia; Alligatoridae. Bases 1157 to 1813 code for a protein of 218 amino acids. Gene Ontology annotation, molecular function: frizzled binding.